AUGCUGCGGUAUCUCCUCAAUACCCUUCUACAGAUGAACCUUUUUACCGACACCAUCCCAAACUCCAACAAUGGCACCGAUCUGUUUUUCAACAGCUCCCUGUCAUCCUUCAACAGCUCUCUGCUGGACUGGGGAAACAUCACGGGCUUCAAUGGAUCUCGACCCAGGUUAGAGGAUGCUGCCCCACGAGUUGUUGAACAUCCAUCGGAUUUGAUUGUUUCGAAGGGAGAGCCAGCCACCCUCAACUGUAAAGCAGAGGGACGUCCGACACCCAUGGUGGAAUGGUACAAAGAUGGCGAGCGAGUUGAAACGGACCGCGAAGACCCUCGGUCUCACAGGAUGCUUUUACCCAGCGGUUCCCUAUUCUUCUUACGAAUUGUACAUGGUCGGCGGAGCAAACCUGAUGAAGGGGUCUACGUCUGUGUGGCACGAAACUACCUGGGUGAGGCAGUCAGUCGUAAUGCAUCGCUGGAAGUGGCAAUUUUAAGAGACGAUUUCCGUCAGACACCCAGUGAUGUGGUGGUCGCAGCAGGUGAGCCAGCUGUCAUGGAGUGUAUCCCCCCCAGAGGACAUCCUGAGCCGACCAUCUCAUGGAAGAGAAAUAAUGUUCAGGUCAACGACAGAGAUGAGAGGAUCACGAUCCGAGGAGGCAAAUUGAUGAUUUCCAACACACGAAAAAGUGAUGCUGGCAUGUACGUGUGUGUUGGCACCAACAUGGUUGGAGAAAAAGACAGUGAUCCUGCUGAACUGGUUGUAUUUGAGAGGCCAAUGUUCACUAAACAACCGGUAAACCAAGUGGUGUUGGCUGACGAAACGGUGGACUUCUUUUGCGAAGUGCAUGGGGAUCCAACACCAACAGUUCGUUGGCGAAGAGAAGAAGGGGAGUUGCCUCGGGGCAGGUAUGAGAUCCGCACUGACAACAGUCUGCACCUGAACCAGGUGCGAGCAGAAGACGAGGGCACAUACACAUGUGUAUCAGAGAACAGUGUGGGCAAAGCAGAGGCGGCAGCUACCCUGCAAGUACAUGUUGGCUCAUCAAUGCCACCUCAGAUUGUUGUGCGGCCACGGGACCAGAUCACAGCACCAGGACGCACUGUAACCUUUCUCUGCGGUACAAAAGGAAACCCUCCACCGGCUGUGUUUUGGCAAAAAGAAGGAAGCCAGAUCCUGCUGUUUCCUAUUCAGGAACAAACACAACAAGGCCGCUUUUUUGUGUCGCUUAAUGGAGAGCUAACCAUUAUCGACGUCCAUGUCGAGGACUCUGGCUACUACAUUUGCCAGGCCAUCAGCGUUGCGGGAAGCAUACUUACAAAAGCUCUGUUAGAGGUGGAAAGCGAACCCUCAGAUCACGUCCCCCCCAUCAUCCGACAAGGACCAGCAAAUCUUACAUAUGCACCAGGGUCAACCGCACAGUUACACUGCCACAUCAUGGGGAACCCUGUUCCCAGUAUCCAAUGGGAGAAAGACGGCCAGAGGAUUCUAUUGAAUGAUGCUCGAAUAAGCCUAAUGGAAAACGGCACUUUCCAAAUUGCCAAUCUUCAGGAAACCGACUCUGGUGUUUAUACCUGCCUGGCUGCCAGCUCCAGUGGUGAAACAAGUUGGAGUGGGGUGCUCACCGUCGAAGAGAAUGCAGACCCAUCAGUUGCGCAGACCGCCGAGCCUUUCCAGUUGCCAGGUCCGCCGCACAAACCCAUUGUCACUGACGUCUCCAAGAACAGUGUCUCUUUGACCUGGCAACCUAAUGCUCAUGAGGGCGGAGCUGCAGUGACCUCCUAUAUCGUGGAGGCCUUCAGCCAGUCAGCCGGCAGCACUUGGCAAACUGUAGCCGACAUGGUGAAGAUGGAAACACACACAAUCACUGGCCUUUUUCCCAACACCAUCUACUUGUUUAUUGUUCGAGCUGUCAAUGUGUAUGGCUUGAGCGACCCGAGCCCCAUUUCGGAGCCUGUCAGAACACAAGAUGUGAGUCCAACAGGGCAGGGAUUGGACCACAGGCAGUUGCAGAGAGAACUGGGCGAGGUGGUGGUCCAACUGCAAGAGCCCAUCAGACCAACUUCUUCCUCCAUUCGAGUCUCCUGGGCUGUUGAUCGUCAAUCUCCGUAUGUGCAGGGCUAUCGCCUCUUUUACCGCCCCAGUGCCGGAAUAUGGCUCCUUCAAGACAUCAACUCUCCCUCAGAGCGUAGUACUGUACUAACUGGCUUGCUCAAAGGAACUCAGUACGAGAUAAAGAUCCGGCCUUAUUUUGAUGAAUUCCAGGGGAAAGACAGUCGCACAAUACUUGUUCGAACUCCAGAAGAAGUGCCUAUUGCCCCACCAAGAGCUGUUACUGUGGCGACAGUGAAGCAAAGCAACAGUUCUAGCAUAAUUGUCUCCUGGGAACCUCCACCCAAUGACAUGCAAAACAGUAUCAUCCAGGAAUACAGGGUUUGGUGUAUGAGUAGUGGCAAAAACAACCACACAAUCAACUACAUCAACAAGACAGUGGAAGGGAACACUUUGUCCACAACGUUGAAAGGCCUAAUGCCUGGUGUCCUUUACCAGCUUGAGGUCGCAGCCGUUACUGCUGCUGGCGUCGGCACUCACAGUCAACCUUUGCCCAUUUUCAUCAAGAUGGCAGCUGAACAGCCCUCUGCGCCAGGCGUCGCUGACGCUGGCACCGACAGCGAGGAAAGCAACGUCAGUCUGGCCGGGCAAAUCACCGAUGUGGUCAAGCAGCCUGCUUUCAUCGCGGGCAUCGGUGGAGCCUGCUGGGUCAUCCUCAUGGGCUUUAGCGUCUGGAUCUAUUGCCGACGCAAAAAGAGAAAGGAGUUGAGCCAUUACACUGCUUCUUUUGCUUACACAGCUGCAGUUGGAUUUCCCCCUGGCGAGGGAUCUGGACACAAUGGAAGGCCAGGCGUGCUGGGAGGCAACAUGGGCAACUACCCGUGGUUAGCAGACUCUUGGCCCACCACCAACCUGGUUCACAGUAGUAAAGAGGCUGUCAACUGCUGCACCACCAGUGAUGACACAGCUGAGCGAUACUACAAUGAAGCCGGCAUCUCCAACUACCUGAAUCAGACCGAGAAAUACAGCAUUGGCGGCUCCACUGAGGGGCCCAUUUACAGCACUAUUGAUGCCACUAGCGAGGACCUUCACAACUUCAACUACAGCCAUCAUGCCUCAACCACUCCUUAUGCCUCCACAUCCAUUAUGCCCUUCUCAAACCAAAUGCAGAGCCCAGCCCAUGGUAGUGAGCAACAGGAUGAGGGGCACUGGAUCACCAAGCCGGGAACCUCUGGAGCUCAGUAUGCUCAACCGGAGCGCUGCACUGGAAAGCCAAAACAAAAGACCAUGGGAAAGGCUGUUAAGACACCAUCUCUAUCAUGGGUGGAGACAUUGCCCCCACCACCCCCGGUUGGAGAUCUGGAACAGUGUGAACAGGAUGAUGACCUCCCAGACAAUGAGGAUAUGGUUAUAGGCUUAGAUGAAGAAUGGUGUCCUCCCCUCCCAGAAAGAACAUACCUGAUGGAGGGCUGUGAAGACAGCAACCAUGCCUCCUCUCCUGCAACAUCCUAUAGUCAUCAGUCCACCGCUACACUUACCCCAUCUCCCAAUGAAGAAGUACAAGCAGCCCAUAAUCUACACCGCCAACGAGAGGGCAAUCAGCUUUCGGGCAGAAGGUUACCAGUUUCGGUUGCACAGGCAACAAGUACAACACCCACCCAGUGCAGCCCCGCCUCUAGCCAACAGCAUCUUGGCUCAUUGGAGUUCGAUCACCUUCAGUGUCAACGCUCUGUCCAUGAUCAGGGGCAGAAUGAGGGAAUCAUCAAUGCAACUUCAUUAGGGCACAGCCGUCCAUCCCCAGCAGAUACAUGCUCACCAACAAACCAAAAAGUUCGUGUAAAAAAGAAGUCUUCCAAGAGUGUUGUAUACAGGAGAGAAAUACAAGGAGACCUGCCUCCACCUCCAGAACCGCCACCAGAGGAGGACAACUAUCGGUCCCAGAGAUGCACGGAAGCCAGUAAAGUUGCUAAUGGCUCUUUAUCCUCUCUGGAGAGGAGCGAAUACAGCAGUGGCAGCCACCAACGCAAAGGCUCAAGGCAAAGACAUGCUGAAACUGCACAUGGUGAGGAGGUGAUGCUGUAUGGUGGUAAACCCGGCUACGUUUCCAGGAACCAGAUGUCCAGUAAUUGCUCGACCACGGGAAGUUCCUCAUCCCGGGGUUCAACAGGCUCCCGGGGGAACAGUGCGACCAAGAAAGGCAGCGAGGUUGGAUACAGUUAA
Molecule: messenger RNA, 4263 nt
Organism: Nerophis lumbriciformis (worm pipefish)
Lineage: Eukaryota; Metazoa; Chordata; Actinopteri; Syngnathiformes; Syngnathidae
Source: RefSeq, a predicted model, not a curated record